Messenger RNA from Stegastes partitus (bicolor damselfish), 10056 nucleotides. RefSeq names its product myosin XVAb (gene myo15ab). Gene Ontology annotation, cellular component: cytoskeleton; myosin complex. Lineage: Eukaryota; Metazoa; Chordata; Actinopteri; Pomacentridae. The transcript is spliced from 70 exons. The record is from RefSeq and is a predicted model, not a curated record. The coding region runs from base 1 to 9564 and encodes 3187 amino acids. Gene Ontology annotation, molecular function: protein binding; ATP binding; cytoskeletal motor activity.
AUGCCCGGCAAGAAAGACACCAAAAAGGACGCAAAGAAGGGUGGAAAACCUGAGCCAGAGAAAAAGAAAGAGGAGGAAAAGAAAGGGAAGGAUGACAAGAAGGGAGGAAAAGAUGACAAGAAAGCCAGCAAGGACGAUAAGAAAGGUGGAAAAGAUGAUAAGAAAGGUGGAAAGGAUGACAAGAAAGGAGGAAAAGAAGAUAAAGGAGGAAAGAAGGGAAAGGAGGAGCCACCCAAGGGGAAGGAUGAUGGAAAGAAAGGAAAAGACAAAGGUAAAGGGAAGAGAAAGAACCGCCUUGCGAAGAAGAAACGGCGAAAGUCCAUGCUGAAGAACACAUCUCGAUUCAUGAUGAGGUUUAAGGCCAGCAAAAAGAGGAAAAAGGAGAAGGAGGCCAAAGAGAAGGAAGCAGCAAAUGGUGGGAAGAGGCCAACCUAUAUGCUGCUUCGUCUGGGAGGAGGGAAAGAAUCGAUUGAGAAGACGGGGGGCUUCUUCAAAGGUUUAUUUAGAAAAAAGGAUGGUGAUGCGCCUGCUGAUGACUUCAAGAACAGAAGUGUAUUACUAGGUAAGGUUGCUGCAGCAACUAAUUGGCUGACCAAGCGCUUCCUGUCCACCAAAAUGCGAGGAAAUUCAGGACAACACGGCUGGGGUGGGCGCAGAGCACACAGCCGACAAGCCAGCUCCAGAGGUUACCUCCGUGGUUACCAUAACGAUGGUUAUGAGCAUGGGGAGGACAUGUAUGGAUAUGGUCAUUCAGGCCACCAAAAAGGGUAUGGAGGGCAUGACGAUGUUUAUGGUGGUUACGAAGACGAGGCUGCAGUAUAUGGAAGGCAGGGUCAGUUUGGUUACUAUGAUGAUGGGGCAGGGGGGGCAGACUAUCAGGACCUGGGUUACUAUGAAGAAGAAGGACUCUAUGAUCCAAAUGCAGAGUAUUAUGAGGGUGGUCUUUAUGAUGAAGGUAUGGGGGAUUACUAUAACCCUUACUCCUCUGCCCAAGGUUACUAUGACAACCAGGAAGAUGAUUACUAUGGUUACCAGCAACAACAGGCAAUGUAUGGUGAUGAGGGACUGGACUACUAUGCACAAAUGGGUGAGGACCAUAUGUAUGGAGGAGAGGUAGAUGGAUUUAUUGACCCACAGGCUCAGGGUUACUAUGAUGAAAAUGGUCAUGCAGUUUACUACGAUAAUCAGAUGGGUUACUAUGACAAUGGCCAGGCAGGUUAUUAUGAGAACCCUUAUGCAGCAGGUAUGGGGAUGCAAGGGGAAUUAUCACCAGACUAUCAAUUUAGCUAUAGUGAUGUUGGCAUGCCUUACCAAGACUUCAGUUCCCAGCAGACCGUUGGAUUCCAACCAGGAGGCCAGCAGAUGUUUGGCAUGGGAGGGCAAGGACUAGGUCAACCGCAGGGCCUGUAUGGGGACCCGUAUGCAGGCCAGUUGGAUCAAUAUGGGGAUGAUACUGGUGGAGUUCAGGGAGGGGACAUGGCAUUCAGAGUUCCUAGACCUCAGGUGCGCCUGUUUGGAAAAGAGCGCCUAGAUGUUCCCUUGCCCCCUCCCCCUACUUUGCCACCUGAUCCAGAAUUUGAAGACAUGUCAGAAAUCCAAUAUGAAGACCAGGUUCCUUUUGCGCCAGCCGCACUUCAGAACCCUUACCUAAAAAGCGCAUCUUACACCCUGCCGGAUGGCACUAUCAUCAUUGAUCCACGGAAACCUGUCUCUCCAAACCUGUCCAACGCCCUUCAAAACUCUGCACUGCGAGGCGCCUCCUUUACGCUACCAGAGGGCGUUCACGACCCCAAUGUACCUGUAUCACCAAACCUCGCUAAGGCUCUCAAUAACCCAGCUUUGAAAGGAGCUUCAUUCACCCUCCCAGAUGGAACUAUUAUCGUGGACCCGAGGAAACCAAAGAGCCCUAACCUGGCAGCCGCCCUGCAGAAUCCAUAUCUAAAGGGUGUGUCCUACACUCUACCUGAUGGAACCAUCAUCAUUGACCCACGGAAACCAGUUGGCCCCAACCUAUCUAAAGCUCUUCUGAAUGAGAACCUUCGUGGUGCAACAUUCCAGCUCCCUGAUGGUUCCCUGGUUAUCCCUGGCCAGAAGCCAUCAUCUCCAAACCUAGCAGCUGCUUUGAGGCAAAACCAGGCACUUCGUGCUGCAGGUCUCUAUCAUCUGUCAGACAGCUCUGUACUGACAGGUGUGCCUAAACCCACCCCUCCCAACCUUGCCGCUGCGCUGCAGAAUGAGGACUUACAUGGUGUCCUUUACAGGCUGCCUACUAAGUCUCUUCUCACACGUCGGUUCCACAACCCGAGCCUGUCUGAAGCUGUCCAAAACCAGCACCUCCGUUAUGCCUCAUACACGGUGCCAACAGGACUGCAGGGCGAGGACAAUCGCUACGCUGUGAUUCCCCCUUAUGGGCCACGCUCAGGCCACUGGGCCAGGAAUGCCCGAGGAGGAGGGGAAGGAGGGGAGGAUGUUUGGGCAGCUGAGAGGGUUUUACCACAUGGGACGGUCCAGAAUUUGUCUAAGUGGUCCAUGUACAGAGAAGAUGGGGUGUUAGAAGGAUAUUCACCUACACCUCGAGUUGUGGACGGACAGCCUCAGGACCCAGACUGGACUCCUGACAGAGAGGCAGUGCCAGGUCAGAGCUGGUACGACAAGAUCUACUCUAUCUUAAGCAUGCCCACAACAGGCCACAGGGUUAAACGCUGGGCGGAGGGAAUGGAGGACAUGACACAGCUCCCCGAGCUGAAUGAGACCACAGUUCUGAUGAACCUGAAGAAACGCUAUGACCAGGAACUUGUAUACACCUACAUUGGCAGCAUCCUUGUUUCUGUGAACCCAUACAAGUUGCUCAACAUUUACGGCACAGAUAUGGUGCUCCAGUAUGAAGGUCGUGGUCUGAGUGACAACCCUCCUCAUCUAUUUGCCAUUGCUAAUCUCUCAUAUACCACCAUGAUGGAUGCCAAAAAGGACCAGUGCAUUGUGAUCAGUGGAGAAAGUGGGUCAGGAAAGACUGAAGCCACUAAACUGAUCUUGCGUUACCUGACAGCCAUACAUCACAAACGCAAUGUCACACAACAGAUCGAGAUCCUCGAGGCCACGCCCCUGUUGGAGUCUUUUGGGAAUGCCAAAACAGUGCGCAAUGACAACUCUUCACGCUUUGGCAAAUACACACAGAUCUUCAUGGACGGGGGUGUAAUCAGCGGUGCCAUAACGUCUCAGUACCUGUUGGAGAAGUCCCGCAUUGUCUUUCAGGCCAAAUCGGAGAGAAACUACCACAUCUUCUACGAGAUGUUGGCAGGUCUUCCUCCUAAUGAGAAGCGCUCGCUGUAUCUGCAGGAAGCUGAGACUUACUACUAUCUGAAUCAGGGAGGGAACUGUACCAUAGAGGGGAAGGAUGAUGGGGAGGACUUCAGGCGUUUGCUGAGUGCCAUGGACAUCCUGUGUUUUACCCCAGAGGAGCAAAACAGCAUCUACAGACUUCUGUCCUCCGUCCUUCAUCUGGGGAACGUCUACUUCCAGCCACACCAGGCUGAGGGUCAGGAGGUCGCGGCGGUGGUGAGCGCACAAGAGAUCAGGGUGGUGGCCGAGCUGCUGCAGGUCUCACCGGAGAGCCUGCAGAAGUCUGUGACCUUCAAACUGACAGAUACAGUGCGGGAGAAGAUCUACACUCCGUUGACAGUGGAGAGUGCUGUGGAUGCCAGAGAUGCCGUUGCCAAGAUCCUGUAUUCGCUGCUGUUUAGUUGGCUGACAGAGCGCAUCAACGGACGGGUCUACCCUCGCAACGAAGCCCUGUCCAUCUCCAUAUUGGACAUAUAUGGAUUUGAGGAGCUACAGGUGAACAGUUUUGAGCAGCUGUGCAUCAACUACGCCAAUGAAACUUUGCAGUUCUUCUUUAACAGAGUCAUCUUCCAGGAGGAGCAGGAGGAGUACAUGCGGGAGCAGAUUGAGUGGCAGCAGCAGCCCUUCAGCCACAACCAGGCAUGUCUUGACCUCAUUGCUGCUAAGCCUCACGGGAUCCUGCGCAUACUAGAUGACCAGUGCGGUUUCCCUCAGGCAACAGAUCACACCUUCCUUCAGAAGUGCCACUAUCACCAUGGAAACAACCCGCUUUAUGCCAGGCCAAAGAUGCCACAGCCAGAGUUCACCCUGAAACACUACGCAGGGAAAGUCACCUAUCAGGUGCACAAAUUCUUGGACAAGAACUUCGACAUGGUCCGCCAGGAUGUUUUAGAGCUCUUCAUCCAGAGCAAGAACAGAAUGGUGUCGAGCCUCUUCUUGAAGCACUCCGAGUCUGUGUCUCAGCAGCGCUCUAACUUGCGGCACAGCAGCACGGCUCGACGUUAUCAGGCCAACACGGUCAGCGCAAAGUUUCAGAACAGCCUGCAGGAGCUGCUCGAGAAGAUGGAAAGGUGUAACCCUUAUUUUGUGCGAUGCAUCAAGCCAAACCAUCAUAAGGAGCCAGGAGUGUUUGACAUGGAGCUGGUCAACACUCAGCUGCAUUAUUCUGGUAUCAUGGAGACCAUUCACAUCAGGAAGGACGGUUAUCCAAUCAGACUGCACUUUCACAGCUUCCUAUCAAGGUAUAAAGCCCUGCUCUGCCUGAAGGAUUCUCCGCCUGCAGAUGGGGAGAAUUGUGUCAUCAUGCUCCACAGACUCGGCCCAGUCAAGAACGGCUCGUAUCAGCUGGGAGUCAGUAAGAUUUUCCUGAAGGAGGAAUUGUACCAGCUGUUGGAGGGGAAGCGUGACAGCGUGCUGAACCUCGCCGCCAGCAUACUGCAGACAUACGUCCGCAUGUGUUUCAUCCGGCAGAACUUUAGGAAAUUCAGACGCCGUGUAACCCUGUUUGAAGCUCGCUCCAGAGGCUACCUGGCCAGGAAAAACUUUGCUAUGAAGAGGAAGUACCUCAUCAGGCUGCGCUCCACUGUGCUGCUCAUUGUCAACCGCCAGCGUUACAUGAGGACAGUGGUGGAGCCUGCAAGGAAGGCGGAGGAGGAUCGCAUCAAUCGUGAAGUGGUGAACGUGACAACACUGCCCAUCCCUGCUGAGCUGGCCGGCCUGCUACAGGCGGCUUCAGGUGGUGAAGAGCUGCAUUCAGACUGCUUGGCGGUGGUUCAGGCUCCAAAGGUUCAGGUUGACCCUCAGCUGACUCUGCCUCUGGAUAUCAACAACUACCUCAUGACACACUACAUCCGGGCCAUAUUUAGGGAGCCACUGUUUGGGAUGCUGACUGCCCCGCUGGAGAAUUCCUUGAUUCGGCUGGAUGAGGAGCUAAAACAAGGAGCCCUGAACGUUUUCAUUCUGAUUCUUAGGUUCAUGGGUGAUCCAGACUUGAACGGGGCUCAAGAGAACUUGUUUGGGAACUACAUCAUCCAGAGAGGACUCGCUAAUCCCAGCCUCAGAGAUGAGAUCCUGGCUCAGGUGGCCAAUCAGGUAAGAAACAGCUCGAUUUUCUACUAUUUCUACUUUUUAGGACGAUUAUGGGGUGUGGUGGAGGGGCGUCGAGGCUGGUCGGUGCUGCUGAAGGAACCUGCUCAGUGGGUGGAACUAGAGGGCUCAGACUACGUUCUGGACUUGAUGUCUGACUUGGAGCUUCCUGCUGACUUCCCCAAACACAGCAGCUACUUUAUCAUCUCUGCACAGGAGCCAACCCGAGUGCGGCCCAAUGCCAGCAUAAGCCUGUUGGGUGGUGGCUUUGAUAUGAACGAUGAUGUCAUAUCUUCCACCAUACCUGGAUCGGAUGGAUUCAGUCAAGACUUGGAGCCUCAGAGAGGGAUGGAUCGUUAUCUUGACAGCCUGUUUGACCCCGUACUGUCUGAUGGAACUGGAGAGCUUGAAUCAGCUGCAGGACUGUCCAGCAGGAUGAAGGGGGCUGGGGGAGUCGGUGGGGCCUUUCAACAGCAAGGCCAGUCCACCGGCCCCCCGCUUCCACCAGGAGCUGUGAGAGUCCUUCCUGUGGGAGGUGUGAUGUCGCCUCCUGUUGCCGCGGUGGCACCUGUAACACCUGAUGCCCAGCAGGCUGUUUUGGCCCAGCAGCAGCAGGCGAUUGUGAACCAGCAGGCCAUCAUCAUGGCUCAGCAGAUGACCAUGCAGGCCAUGGCCAUGGUCAGCAGCCCAGUGACGAGUCCCCCCACAUCCCCGAUCACAAGCCCUCCCAUGAGUCCUCUGCUCCAUCACCCUCCGAGCCCAUAUGCCCCCGCCAGCCCAUAUGCUGUCAUACCUCCAAGUCCAUAUGCGAACAUCCCACCGAGCCCCUACGCUAACUUUACUCCCACUCCCUACGCUGCAGCAGACAUCCCGCCCAGCCCCUAUCUUUCCUCUGGUCAACAAACUCCCUCACAGUCUCAGACUCAGCAUCCUGCUGGUCCCCAGAGUCAGCCUCAGGCCUCCCGCCCCAACCCUCAGCCCUACUCCACCAAAACUAGCAAAGCUGAGCCAGCGCAGCCUACAGCUAACCCCGCUGCACAGGGUCAGUCAGGUAAGGACAGCGUCUCUCGGAAAAAGGCUCCAGGCAUCCCCAUAAACAAGGACAAACCAGCCAAGAAAUUUGCUCCAGUGGAGAUGUCUCCUCCGCCCCCUGCUGGUGAGGUGGUGAAAUACUCGGCUCGGGCUACAGAUCACGUCGUCCCCAGCCAGGAUAUCCAAGAAAUCAUCAAAAGGUACAACUCCCCCCCGCCACCACCCGAGCAGCUGCCACCUGGCAAGAGGAGACCAGAGGGGAAAUUUAAGAAGAAGCAAACAGCUCGUGAUGAAGCUUUACAGAUCCUCAAACCCCAGAUGGACAACCCUCCUGCUCCACAGCCCAAACGUCCUGUCACCUCUUCGCCGUCUGCAGCUGCAUUGAAAGAGGCGGGUUUUAAACCAACCAAGACCACAAAGACGAGAGCAUCUAAUCGUCCCCCCCCUCUGCCUCCUCCAGUUUCUCGAGAGCUUCCGGUGGAAACAGAGACCAUCCAGACGCAGCUUCAUCAGAGCACCAAUGAGGAGCACUACACCUACACCAACGUUCCCUGGAGGCUGUAUCUCAGGAAGGAGGUUUUCUAUCCCAAAGACAGCUUCAACAAUCCUCUGGUGCUGGAUCUCAUUUUCAAACAGAUAGUGAAUGACACCCUGUCAGAGGCGUGCGUUCGCAUCACGCGGGAUGAAAGGCAGAAAAUGAAAGCUCUUUUCGCCAAACACGGUGUUGAACAGAAUGUGGAUCCAGUGGAGGAGCACGUGAAGAAAACAAUUGUCACAGCAGCCAGAGAGACCUGGGAAAUAUACUUCUCCCGGCUCUUCCCCGCCUCGGGUAGUGUGGGAACAGGUGUGCAGGUGCUGUCGGUGUCCCACAGCGGCAUUAAACUGCUGAAGACUGUGAGAAGCAGCGCUGCAGCUCCGGACUACUUCAGAGUUCUUCGACCCUACACUUAUGCAGACAUCCUGUUUGUGACCAUCCCGUCUGAGAACAUGCUGGAGUUCAAUCUGACCAACGAGAAGCUGAUCCUGUUUUCAGCCAAGGCACCACAAGUCAAACACCUCAUAGACACCUUCAUCAAUGAGAUCAAAAAGGACUCAGAUUAUGUGAUUGCAGAGCGUAACUUUGUGACAGACGACCGCUCGAUGCUCAGUUUCCAUAAAGGAGACGUCAUCAGGCUGCAGGUUAUGGAUGGGCUGGAGAAAGGUUACAGCUACGGCUGUGUGGUGAAGAAGAAGGUGGUGUUUCUGGAGGAGCUGAAGAGAGACACUCAAGACUUUGGUUGGAAGUUCGGUGCCGUGUUCGGCCGCUCUGGCGCCUUCCCGGCCGAGUGCGUCCAUCCCGUCGCUCCUCCUGACUUCCUUUCGCUGCCACUGGACCGCAAAGCGGAGCCUCGAGGUGGAGCGGGACAGUUCGCUGUGUCAUCAGCGGUGGCUGUUGCCGUGGCGUCGACCAUGGCUGCGCAUGAGAUCGAUCAAACGAUUGAGAAAGUUUCCCUUGAUGGCUUUGGUGAUGGAGACCUGGAUGAGAGGGCCCUGCAGGACAGUAAAUAUGACAUGUUGGAGUUUGCCAAGAAGUACUUCAGACAGGCACCCAGCGGGAAGGGAGAUUCCCUGAAGAGCAAAAGCAAGAACAGAGACUCCAGGGAGCCCAUUGAAAUGAUCAAGUUCUCCAAGACUCCUCUGACUGAGUCUCUGAUAGAGUUCACAGACUCAGCCAUGAACAGAGUGGCAGCUGAUCUCUUCCUGUGCAUCAUGCGUUUCAUGGGCGACUCUUCUCCAAGAGGACUGACAGAACAGGAGAUAGCGAGCACUUUUCUCAAACUCAUUGGAGAGUUCACCUUGAUGAGGGAUGAGGCUUACUGCCAGCUCCUCAAACAGCUUACCACUAACACCAGCUCCAAACCCGAUAGCUGCCAACGAGGCUGGAGGCUGCUGUACAUCCUGACUGCUUUCCAUCGCUGCUCUGAAGUCCUCAAGCCCUUCCUGCUGAAAUAUCUGCAGCAGGCCUCUCGCAGCGCCGGGGCACAGUAUCAGGGCAUAGCGAAAGCAUGCGAGCAGAAUCUGAAGAAGACGUACCAGUUCGGAGGUCGCAUUGUUCCACCAAACAGCAUGGAGCUGAAGGCUAUGAUGGCCGGACGAAGUUCCAAACGUCAGCUGUUUCUCUUUCCUGGAGGCAUUGAACGUCACGUGAAACUGAAAACAUGUUCUGUUGCCCUGGAGGUGAUUGAGGAGCUGUGUUAUGAGAUGGGUUUACACCGGCUGGAGACCAUGGAAGAAUACGCAGUGUUUUUAGUGACCAACAGAGGUCAGAAUGUGCGGCCUCUGAACAAACACGAGUACAUCCUGGAUGUGGCCACAGAGGCCGAGUUAGUCGACUCCAACUACAGCUUCUGGUUCCGACGAGUCGUCUGGACUCAGCCGCUCAAGUUUGAGAAUGAGCUGUGUGUCGCCAUGCACUACAACCAGAUCCUUCCAGACUAUUGUAAAGGUCUGCUGAAUGUUCUUCCACAUGGAAAAGUGAGCGACCAGCAGUUCCACCAGAUCUCCAAACUGUCAGCUUUGCAGCACCGAGCCAAAGACAUCGUGUUCAUCCCCAGCAUACACGAAUUAUCGGAGUACAUCGCCACACCUCUCUUCAAAAAGCAGCCACCCCAGCAGUGGGUUACCAUGGUGACGCAGCACAUGCAGCAAGUGCAGACCCUGAACCCACACCAGGCCAGAGCACAGUUCCUGGGGCUGGUCAGUGCAUUCCCCAUGUUUGGCUCCUCGUUCUUCUACAUCCACAGCAGCAGCUCCACAACCUUCUACGCUCCCUGUAUCCUUGCUGUCAAUCAACACGGCCUCCACUUCCUGCACAAAAAUACACACGAGCUGAUGGCAGCGGUCCCCCUGGUGGAGGUGCAGUCCAGCCGCACCCAGAGGCCCACCGCCGGCACCAGUUACCCGUAUGUAGACCUCACCUUGGGGGACAUGAAUACUCAACGGGUCAUUCAGCUGCAGCUGGAGCAGGGCCUGGAGCUGUGUCGAGUCAUCGCCAUGCAGGUGGAAAACAUGAUGUCUGUGCGGGAGAAGAGGCUCACGCUGCCACCCAGUGAAAUCACCAUGCUGUGACACAUGCUCAUGCUUCGACCCACGCACAAACGUAUAUGUACAUUCACACACGUAGAGGAAACCUUUUUAAAUAGCCUACCUCUUCUUUCUUGUAUGGAUCAAACACACACUUACAUAAGUGUACCCUGAGAUCACUUCUAUUUCAUUAUUAUUCUGUGCAGCCUGGAUACAGUAACAGUCAAUAUUGAUUAUUUUUACUUGAUACGUCUUUUUUUUCAGGGUGACACCUCGAUGAUUGCACUUACUGCUUUAAUAGGUUUCACAUCCAACAUGCUUAAUGUGUACAGAAGUUGUUAUUGAACAGUGAGGAAGCUUCACAGCUCUGUGCCUUGUCACUACAAAGUUUUAUAACUGAUAUGUACCAUAUUUUUUUAUUUUUUUUAUUACUGCGGUUGACUGUAAAACUUGAUGUGUAAACAGAUAUUGUAUUUGAUUUAAUGCAUACUUUGUAAAGAGUAUUUUAUCAAAAUAAAUUGUGAGAUUUAAAGAGAA